Molecule: messenger RNA, 740 nt
Organism: Galleria mellonella (greater wax moth)
Lineage: Eukaryota; Metazoa; Arthropoda; Insecta; Lepidoptera; Pyralidae
Exons: 2
Coding region: 244-549 (101 amino acids)
Source: RefSeq, a predicted model, not a curated record
UCAUUACAUAAAAUUCUUAGCCAUUUAUUACACAACACAACAAGAAUUAAGUUUGUAUUGUCAUAGCACAAACAAAGUAUCGACCAGAAAUUUAUCUCCGCAGGUAAAGGCCGUUCUUCCACAGCCUCUAUUUUUUUUUUUAAAUACCGCUCAAUGACAUCUACGCUAAAUAAACUUACAACAAUAUUUCAUAAAUAACUGCUGGAAAAAAGUUCUAAAAAAGAAAAAUAUACGUUCUACAAAAUGCCAAAGGAAAGGUGGAGAGGCAAAAGAGCUUUUAUGGAACAACUUCGGCGAACAGUGUCGUACCGAGGGCGUUUACUAGGUAUAUUUAAGACGCAGACAUUCGCUAACAAAGCGUACCCACAUCGAAGAAACAGAAGGAAAAAACUGCACCGGCGGGCGCAAAACGUCCACGACGACAAACAUCGUUGCCGAGUUCCACCGAUCUUUGUAGAUAUGCAAAGCAUCGUCCUUUGUAACAUGAUCUUAUUGUGUUCAGAAAUCCCCGGCGCCAACCUGAAUACGAAACAACUUAUGUCGAUUUAGAAAUUUAUUAGAAUUCCAAAGAAAUUUUCAUGCUGAGCGCGAACCAGUCGACGUGCGCUGAGCAAGUUAUUGUUGCAUUCCACACUAGUGCUCUUCUGUUUUUGUCUUGUAUUAUAGGAAAUUGUUGAAGACGUUUCUUUAAAACGCACGUCGAAUUGGAAUACAUUGGUCAAGAAUUCUAAUAUGACCGA